UUAACUUUUUAACGUUAACGUUUCUGACGUAGCGCCAGCGCAGAAUCGGCCUACGCAAGAUUCUCUGCGCACACUUCCACAACAAACAUGGCGGACGAUCACACAGACGCAGAGCAGUCCAUGGAGACACACACACCGGUCUCUGAAAACCCUCAUGCAGACUUCGGCCUGACGGAGAACCUCCAGAGGACGGUGGAGAACGAGAAGGUGGGCGUGGAGAAGCUCUCCAAGCAGAAGGUGGACCUGCAGGCACUCCCGACCCGGGCCUACCUGGACCAGACCGUGGUUCCCAUCCUGCUGCAGGGCCUGUCGGUGCUGGCCAAGGAGAGGCCUCCGAACCCCAUCGAGUAUCUGGCGGCGUUCCUCCUGAAGAACAAGUCCCAGUUUGAGGAGAGGAAUUAGAGCCUCCGCCACCGUUUGUUUACCACCUCCUUUUGUUUUUGUAGAAUCCAGAAUAAAGAUGUUCGUGUGAAAAA
This is a messenger RNA of Fundulus heteroclitus (mummichog), 476 nucleotides long. It is a transcript of the gene dpy30, whose product is annotated as dpy-30 histone methyltransferase complex regulatory subunit. The record is from RefSeq and is a predicted model, not a curated record. Gene Ontology annotation, cellular component: Set1C/COMPASS complex. Lineage: Eukaryota; Metazoa; Chordata; Actinopteri; Cyprinodontiformes; Fundulidae. The transcript is spliced from 5 exons. The coding region runs from base 88 to 402 and encodes 104 amino acids.